Messenger RNA from Rosa rugosa (rugosa rose), 1055 nucleotides. RefSeq lists its product as uncharacterized. Lineage: Eukaryota; Viridiplantae; Streptophyta; Magnoliopsida; Rosales; Rosaceae. The transcript is spliced from 2 exons. Bases 387 to 944 code for a protein of 185 amino acids. The record is from RefSeq and is a predicted model, not a curated record.
AUUCUGAAGCCCACAGUUUAAUAUGUUUGGUUUUUUCCUGCUAUCAGUCUCUCCCCUUCUUUCGGUUUCAUCAUAUUUUGGAUCUCCCCUCGACUUUCUCACGACCCCCGUCUCCUCCCUCCUCUCUCACCAACUUCAUCUUUGAUCUCUUCGCUAUCCACCAUGCCUCCAUAUCCCUAGUACCCAUCUUUUUCAAACCAUUCAAAUUCUUUUCUCCGCAAUACAUUGAGCAAUUUUUCACAAUUUCGAUUUUUAUUGUAUACUUUGGAUUACGGGUUUUCUUUAUCUGUUCCUAGGAUAUCGAAUACCAUCUGGGUUUUGUUCGGAUCGAUUCAUUAUUCUUGCAAGCUUUGUUUUUUUGGGUUUGUGGGUUUUGUCUCAAAAACAUGGCAGCGAAGCUGGGAAUGCUCCAUUAUGUAUUGGACCAUGUGUAUGGUGCAUUCAUGCACAGAACCAAGAUAAGCCCUCAGUUUUUUUCAAGAGGGUGGGGUGGUAAACAGCUUGAAUUGCCGGAGAGGAUGAUUAACCAGCUAUUUCCAGAGGCUGCAGGGCAGAAUUGGCCUCCCAUUUUGGUCCGGCCCACUUGGAAGACUGUUUGGGAUAGCAAGAACGCUUGUCUUCGAGAAGGGGUGUUCAGAACUCCUUGUGAUGAGCAGCUUCUUAGUGCAUUGCCUCCUGAGAGUCACAACGCGAGAGUUGCUUUUCUUGUUCCGAAAUCGGUUCCCCCUCAGAAAAUGGCUUGUGUGGUUCACCUUGCAGGAUCUUACAGGUUUCGUCCCCUGUCGGGAACAACUUUUACUAGUAGGGGCUCAGCCCGAAGCAAAUAUACUGAGAAAAGAAGAUAUCCUAUGGUUGAUUCUACGAAGAGUAGAUUCGCCCUUUAUGCUAUGGCUCAUCACGGUUUUGCAAUAUUCUUAAUUUCUUCCUUCAUCUGUUGGGAUUGAAUUUGGUUCUUGUUCAGGAACAAGGUAUCAACUUGUUGGUGAAACAAUUUGUUGUAGAAUACUAACUUUGUUUUAUGAUUGAGCUGACUUUAUAACUUUUGAUUAUUCAUG